Messenger RNA from Penicillium roqueforti, 1005 nucleotides. RefSeq names its product putative AT DNA binding protein. The record is from RefSeq and is a predicted model, not a curated record. The coding region runs from base 1 to 1005 and encodes 334 amino acids. The transcript has 3 exons. Lineage: Eukaryota; Fungi; Ascomycota; Eurotiomycetes; Eurotiales; Aspergillaceae.
AUGUCGAAUCUAUCCGAUAGGCCAUGGACCGAGGAGGACAAGUGCACUCUACUCACCGAGAUCCUCAAGAAAGCGGGAUUUCCUUCCAGCUAUCUAGUACGGAUGAUCAAAGAAUAUGGGAUUACUCCCAACUGGGAGCAUAUUCCCCUUCCUCAAGGUCGUUCACUCAGCUCGUGCAAAACGGCCUAUCUCAAUAUGGUUCAGCAGCCCGUGCACCCUCCAACACAGCCAGUGGCUUCAUUCCCACCACCAUCCGAUAUGACCGGCCCACCAGCCCCAAUGGACCCUAGCACCAUGCGCAAGCGGCCAUUGCAUCCUUCCGACAAGCCAAUCCCUCGUGCAAUCCAACCAAGGCCACCAGCCAGCACCGCCUCUUACAGCAGCGAAAGCGGCGCAUCAGCCCAGCUCUCCCCGAGACUAGAUGUCGCCCCCGGCGAACCACCCCGUAAACGAGGACGCCCAAGCAAAGCAGAGACCGAGCGACGAAAGCUCCUAGCCGAGGCCCGUGGUGAAACUUACCCAGCCCCCCGACGGUCAGGGUGGUCUCGCAGACUCAAAGUCCCUUCUUCACCGACCAGCCCCGCGGCAGGCCCAUCGUCUACACCAUUCCCGCCGGCACCCCAAGCAUUUCACGGACCCAAGCCAAGCCCAGCCCCAACUCUCUACGACACUCCAACCAUGCACUCAGCAGUCCUACCACCUGGCCCCGGUCCCGCGCCAAAUGACGAGCGCCGCGAUAUGCCACCCCGCAUGAAUAUCAACAUGCGUGAACUACCCCGGCCCACAGAGAUGGUCCAUCCCCUCCCUUCACCACAUGCCUUACAACUAGGCCCUCCAGACGCCUUCCCUAGAUUCAGCAACCCAGCCGAGCGGCCCUACAGCUUUGCAGCAGACCGGUUCUCCCCGUCAGACAGUAGUCGGCGCGAUUCGCUCACUCGGCCUGACCAGCCAGCACCAUACUCGGAACGAACGAAUACAACUCAAGCCGAGAAACCUCCACGAUGA